GUGAAGGCAAUUUAAUUAUUUAUUUAACGGGCCCAACCGACCAAUUAAAAAAAAUUGCAUAAAGAAAUAUGAAUAAAAAUGUAUUGCCCCACUUUCCUUUUCUUUAUCUUUUUUUUGUUUAGAGGCUUUAAUGUUUUUCCUAUGUUUAUUAUUUGUUUAUUUGUGUUGACUUUCGAUUAGAUCAUCAAGGUGACAAUGGGUUGCCGCCUUUAGCAAAUCUUCUCACUCCAGGAUUCCAGCCUGAAAUGAACGUAAAGGGCACAGCUAACACUCUUUCAGGGUCCACAAUACCGUUUGAUGUAAGAGUUGUGUACGGAUCAUCAGGGAUCAAUGACAGGAAAUUAUUCAGCUGAUUUUUGAUAUAACAUGAGUACAAUAAUUUCCGUCUGCCAACCCUAUAUUUUUUUUAUAAUUAUUUUUAUUCUGCCAGAUCUAUAGCCCAAAAGAAUAAUCUUCACUGCCUGUAGAACAAUUUAAUAAAUUGCAUUUACCUUAGGGUAAAAAAAUACCCUAAUGAAUCGUUCACAUCAUUUUCUAAGCGCCCUUCUCUCUAAUAAGCCCCAAGGUAAUUUCCUUAAGGGUAGAUAAACAACCACUUAUAAGGUCCCCCUUAAUUAUUCUCCCAGCCUAUAUGGGCACCUAAUCGAAGACUGCCUUAAGAAACUGAACACUUAUUUGAAUUUUACUCUCUUAUUAGGAAAAAGAAAUGCAUCUUAUGUUGUAAACAUCUUAUCUGCCGAUGAUGUUGAUGUUGAAACUAAAAAAAUAUAGAAAGACAUUUUGUUACUUUUUUUGUUCAUAUUUUUCAGAGAACAAUAGAAAUGAAAAUUACUGUCAUCUUUGAUUCUACAAAAGUGCCCAGCACUUAUGAAGUAUAUCAAAGAAAUAUCAUUGUCAAGCCAAUUAACCAUACAGUAUGGAAUUUCAGAACAGUAAUGUUUUUUAAAAGUUGAGCACUUGUUCAGAUCGUUAUGAGAAAUUAAUGAAUUGAUCUGGAUUUUUAAGACAAUCGUUGCGGAAAAAUAAUUCUGAUCAUUUGGUGUGAAGUAAAUAACAAUCAGUUUAGAAACAUCUAAAUGUCUACAAUAACAGUGAAAGAUAAUAAUUUAGAUAUCAUAACACCUACAAAGGACUCACUUACUGACGUAGAAACAAAAGAUAACAUUUGCCCUGUAACAGGUUGUGGUCAAAAGUUUCGUAACUCUUCUGCGCUUCGAUUCCACGUUAAUAAAAGGCAUGGUGAUAAGUCAUUUAUGGCAACUGCUAAUUCUAACAGAGCAAGAAAAUUUGCUUGUCCAGUGAAAGGAUGUUCUAGGCAUAUAACAUCAGAAAGACAAUGGUUUUUUGCCUCAAUGUUUCAAUUAAAAAAGCAUUAUCAGAGCAUUCAUGCAGAAAAAAAGUACAAAUGUCAGAAAUGUGAAAAGAAGUUUGGUUGUCGUUACAACUUUGCCAUCCAUGAAGAUAGAUGUCAGCGGCUAUUUUAUUGUUCAUGUGGCGCAUACUAUACCACACAGCAAGCAGUGCAAACACAUGCACUUCGCAGAGGAACAGAUCACAAUGUGAUUGGAGAAAAGGAUGAUUCACCUCCUGCAAGUAAAAACAAAAUAAUUAACAACGUUAUUAUUCCUGCUGUGUUAUACAUUCCAAAAUCAACUUUAUCUACUUCAAAUGACGUAAGGACAUCUAAUUCACAUAUUGUAAAAAGAACAAAAGAGAAACUAAUUUUGCCAAAGCCAGAUCCAAAACAGUUGGAACUUACAAUGUGCCAAAGGAAUGAUAAUUCUUUUGAUAAAAUGCUUCAAAAUUUUUCCAAUGAAAUUACUGUACAAACUUGCAACCUUAGUCAAUCAACAGCAGAUUGUGUUAACAAUGCUAAAAACAUUGAAAAUAAACAAGACAUGGUUUCCAAAAUUGAAACAGAUUUAGCAGAUCAGACAAUAGAAUAUGACAAACCUAAAACUGUUACAAAAGAAAAGCUUACAGCAUUUGAAAGGAAAAUGUUAUAUUUAGCAUCUGAGGAAGCGCAGAAUGUUCUUGCAGAUCCUAUGUUGAUCUGCGAUACAAUAAUACGAAAAACAGUGGAAACUGAAGUUAAAAAGAAGAAAUGCAGGUGUAAAAAAACUAUGUGCAAGCAUAUUGAUAAAAAAUUAAUGUCAUUAUCAAAAUAUUAUAAUUUGAUACAGAAUACUCCAGAAACAAAUACAGCAGACAUAUCUUGUGGCAGUGCACUACUAACAAAUAACAGUGUAGGUUCCUUCUCACAAUUUGGACAAGCAGAAAAUACACCUAAUCCGAUCAUGCAUUCAGAUAUUGAUACUCAAACCAAUCAAAUCAUUCAUUAUGAUGGUUUACCAACUGUUGAUGUUUUGGAAACAUCUGACUUUAGUAUGCAAUGCCAGCUUCCUUCAGGAAGUGAAUUGAUGACUAAUUCCUGCAUAGGAGCUGAUACUCAAACUCAAACUGAAAACUGUAUGAACUCUUGGCUGAACACUUUAUCCUACCUUAGUGCUACGAACCAUAUUGAAACUCAAACUAGCUAUCAUACUCGAAAUAAUUUAACACAAACAGAAGUUGUGCAAACAAACAAUAGUCCAAUGCUCCUUGACAAAUCUAUUCAACUUGAUGAUUUGUGGGAUAACAAUACAAUAGGCUCAGAUAGUUUAUUUCUCUCUGACUCUACAAAUAUUGGCACACAGACAGCGUUUGAUGAAAACUGGUUGUUUCGUAGUCUUGGUACAGAUCUGUUGAAUGAUCAAAAUAGCAUGUCAACUCAAACUACCUGUGAUUUACUCGAUAUUGAUUUUAAUAUUGAAAAAAAGGAUCAAAGCUCACAAUAUAUUUCAACAUCUUUUACAACAUCCCAGGGGGAGACUAAGACCCUACAGGAUGCUCUGGGCAAGUCUCAUAACAAUGAUAAUCUAGAUAGAAGUAAUGUUUAUUCAUCUAGCACACAAACAUUUGGAUAUCUUACUGACAUUUUUGAAGGAAGUUCUGGUGCAACAAAAAGCAGCUGUGAAACACAAACACUGAUUUCCUUUUAUGAUCUUCUCGAUACAUCCUUUAUUGAUGACUAUCUUAACGAAGAAAAGAAGACCUCUUCAAUAGAAACUCAGACUCACAGUGGUUCAGAACUUAACCCUGGACAUUCUAAUUGAAAUAGAAAAAAAAAUUUAAAUUCAAAUCACAAAUAACAGAGUAAGAAUGAGAGAAUAUAAAAUGAAGUUUGAAUAAAA
This is a messenger RNA of Hydractinia symbiolongicarpus, 3233 nucleotides long. RefSeq lists its product as uncharacterized. Gene Ontology annotation, cellular component: nucleus. NCBI's taxonomy places the organism in Eukaryota, Metazoa, Cnidaria, Hydrozoa, Anthoathecata, Hydractiniidae. Gene Ontology annotation, molecular function: transcription cis-regulatory region binding; DNA-binding transcription factor activity, RNA polymerase II-specific. The record is from RefSeq and is a predicted model, not a curated record. Bases 1077 to 3155 code for a protein of 692 amino acids. Gene Ontology annotation, biological process: regulation of transcription by RNA polymerase II. The transcript has 4 exons.